Molecule: messenger RNA, 2778 nt
Organism: Leishmania braziliensis MHOM/BR/75/M2904
Lineage: Eukaryota; Euglenozoa; Kinetoplastea; Trypanosomatida; Trypanosomatidae
Product: neutral sphingomyelinase activation associated factor-like protein
Exons: 1
Coding region: 1-2778 (925 amino acids)
Molecular function (GO): protein binding
Source: RefSeq, a predicted model, not a curated record
AUGCGUCGACGGCACUCGCGUUUGACGCUUUACUGGCUCACUGACAAGGAGUGGUUUCUCGGCGAGGAGGAAUGUGUGCGACCGUCGUCUGGGUGGAGGUCGUUUCUGAGCACUGUCCGGGAGGGCACACUGUCGCUGGCGUCUGAGCAUCUGUUCUUCGACGAUGGCAGCCCGAACAUCGUUAUUUUCCCACUGUCGAGGGUGGUGGAUGCCGUCGUGCAGCUCUGUGAUGCGCACAUUGCCGUAACCUUCACGUGUAAGAAUGCACUGCAGCGCGAAGUGCUUGUGCCGCCAAGCGGAAUUCACUCCGUUCCUGGGAUCUGCAGUCCAUACCCCAACAAGGAGACGUGGGUGUUUCACUUUGCCCGCACGUCUGAGUGGGUCGCAGAGUCCCUCCGCAGCCUCUUCACCCGGCAUCACAUCGAGGACGUGUUGUCACGCCGCGAGGUUGCCUUGCAGAAUGUGUCCUCCGCAGUCAGCUUCUGCGCGCGGCGUCAGUUCCCAAUGCGCGAGCAGAGGGGCGUUCUCUACAUUGGCGAUGUCGACGUUGCCUUUCAGCCGCUCUUCCCUUUGCCGCCGCACGGUGUAGUGAGGUUGGACCGUCAGCAGUGCCGGCACACCUUCGCUCGGUGGAUCAUCUUCGAAGCGGUGGGGCUGGACGUGUACACGUCCGAGUCACCUGAGGCCACUCCCGCACUGUCGCUUAUCUUCAACAACCCUCGCGAAAGAGACCAGGCUAUGCAUCUACUUGCUGAGCGCCUUGGGGUUCCGCCUUACCGUGUCUCCAUCCACGCUGUUGUAGAUGCGUGGAGGCACCGCUCCAUAUCCAGUUACGAGUAUCUCUUGUGCCUGAACAAGUGGGCGUCCCGGUGCGCAAACGACGUCUUCCAGUACCCCAUCUUUCCUUGGGUAAUUGCCGACUACACAUCGCCUCAGCUGGACUUUUCUCAGCCGUCCACCUUCCGAGACUUGAGCAAGCCAAUAGGGGCCCUCUCCCCGUCGAGGCUCACCCUUCUCCAGGAGCGAGCUGAGUUCCUGCGGGAGGCAGAGGAGACGGCAUACUUGUACUCCACGCACUACUCCUCUGCAGCUAUCGUCGCCUACUAUCUGGUACGCCCGCACCCAGAGUUUCAGCUGAGUCUACAAGGCGGCACACUGGAUGUGCCGGAGCGCAUUAUGGAAUCUAUUCCACAGCUUUGGCGCAGCGUCACCACAAACUCGAGCAACUUCCGUGAACUCAUCCCACAGUUCUUCAACGAGGACUUCGCAGCGCUACACGGACCCCCUCUUCUUCCUCUCGGUUUGCACACAGACGGUUCUCCGGUCGCCGCGUUUGUUAAGCUGCCUCCGUGGGCGGCUAGCAGCGAGGACUUUGUACGGCAACAUCGGUCCGCUCUCGAGAGCGAUAUUGUCUCUGCCUCUCUCCACUUAUGGAUUGACCUCGUUUUUGGCAUUGCGCAGACCGGGGAUAAGGCGCGGGCCGCGGAUAACUUGUUUCACCCCUUCUCGUACCCGCAGUGUGGCAGGCAGUUGAGCGUACCUGGCCUGCACCUCUCAUCUCGCGAGUACGCAAGAGAGUUCGGGAACGUGCCCAUUCAACUCUUCGCUGAUGCACAUCCGCCGCGCGCGAAGACAGUUCAUGCUCUUGUGUUCACCGCGGAAGCAUCAGAGGCGUGUGGCUGUGCGAGCGAUCAUGCCAACGAAGAGCGGAUCUUGCGCAUGAUGGAAGAGCUGCACCUCAUAGACGACACAACCGACACCGUGAUCGACUCGGUGGACGGAGAUGACGACGGCACCCACGGGCUGCCCACCCACGCGGCAGUUCUCACCAUCGUCUCUACUAUCUCUCUGGAUUGCCGAUCGGCCCGUUUCGUCACACUCGGCUACACGCAAGACGACUCACCCGCAUUGGAGACGGCAGCGCUGCUUGUUGUCGGCAGUGAUCAGCGCAUAGCAAUGCUACUCGACGUCGUGACGGGUGAGCGCAUUCGCUCCUUCCCUGACUUUGAUGGUCUCAUCACUGCCACCGCCUUCUACGACGGCAACGUGUUCGUCUUCACCGAGAGCAGAAGUUGCUACGUUCUGUCACUCACUUCGCACGCGGUGGUGCAUUUCACUGCUGAGGUGACUCCUGCCCCUGUGAUCUACGCCUGUUUCACAUCACAGCUAGUCGUUCUUGCGGACUCGAACGCUCAACUUUCAGGUUGGGCAAUGCCGUGCAGAACAUCCUCAUUGUUGUUUGAGUCACCACUCUCGUUUACGUGUGAGGCCUCCUCCCGGGUCAUGUGCAUGGGCCGCUCCGCGGCUGGCGACGUCAUUGUUGCCGCUACCGAGCAGUUGGAGAUUUUUUUAUGUCAUGGAGGCACGUGCUGCGAGUGCUUGCUUCAACAGGUGCCUGCGGCGUCAACGGUGCUGCACGCCAUGCCGGCAGAUAAGCUCACGCGAUUCUGGGUGUUCUUUGUCGAGGAGGCCGCUCUAUACGAUCUUGGUGGCAUCCCGCUGAGGCGUAUUUCCACCACUCCGGCAUCGAUCAUGACGUGCCCUCAGUUGGUCUCUCAGCUCUACCCGCUCUGCGUGCACAUGCACAGCGGAAAACUCGAGGUGUUUCAGCUGCUGCAGACCGGCAAGCAGGCCGUGCCGCUGCAGUGCAGUCCGCUGCGGUCUCUACAACUUUCGUCCGCAGGCAGCCUCGUCGCCUUUGUAGGCACCACCGUUGUCGAUUCCAAGCAGUCGCUCGUCCUCACAAUGGCCAGACUGACGGCUCAGUCGAUUGUGUGA